Molecule: messenger RNA, 1440 nt
Organism: Paramacrobiotus metropolitanus
Lineage: Eukaryota; Metazoa; Tardigrada; Eutardigrada; Parachela; Macrobiotidae
Product: atrial natriuretic peptide receptor 1-like
Exons: 10
Coding region: 1-1440 (479 amino acids)
Source: RefSeq, a predicted model, not a curated record
AUGUCGGUACGUAAAAUAUUUUUUGUCAGUCUGGUCAGUGUCACGGUGGGCAUCCAUCUGGAGAUGAUCAGCCUGUUGCCGCGUUCCAUCCCCGUCGGCCCGGCACUACCCUGGACGGAGCCGGCUUUGCUUUUAGCCGCCGAGAUGGUUAACCGCACCUAUGCCCCGCAUAUCACCAUGUCAGUCAAACUGAUCUAUAAUAUGACCCAUAAAACGUGUGAAGACGCCGAUGCCGACAAUCCUGGAUUACUUGGGGAGUAUUACUACAGCCAGGAUGAUACAGAUGCGCGGCAUUCGCACAGUGGUACAUGUUGGGCUGUAAUCGGGUCAAUGUGCGGCGGGUUUCUCGAAGCAGCAAAUUUAGCAAGAGAGUGGAAUAUUGUUGCCUUCUCCAACGGGCUGCUCCGUGAUGACGCCUUCAGUAAUGAACACCAACCGACGGCAGUUUCACUGGGCGGGAAUAUCGACAGCUACGCCAUGGUACUGAUGAAAAUUCUGGACCAGAACGGAUGGCGGCACGUGUCGUUGUUAACCGAUGCAAAUACCGGUAACGGAGCUGGGUUCUACGGGCUGCUUAGCAAUGCAUUGAUGAGAAUGGCUAUGGCUUCGUCUACUAUGCACGCCUUCGAAUCAACGAACUUCGAUGGAAAGGAUAUGCAGUCCGUGCUACCUCUACUUGCACGUGCAAAGAGCCGUAGCCGAGUGAUUUUUCUUUUGACAUUGACCGGGAGAGCGCUUAAUGUCCUGGAUAUUGCUCGAAAUGAAAACAUGACAAGCUCGGAAUAUGUGUACUUCAUUGUACAACCACUCGAGCAAGAGCAGUAUGGAAGGGUGUCCCUUUUUUCCAACAGUCCCCAAAAUAUGAAUAGCACCUAUGCUCGCGUUACAUACGUUACGACGCAUAAAACUGAUGACCUCGUGGCCAACCUGAAUUACCAGCUGGCAACUCGAACCGACGCGGAUCCGAAAACCGGGAAGCCAUUAUACGACAAUGAAUCUCAGGGUUUGUCACUUUACCGUUUUUCUACCAAACAGCCACUGGAAAACUUCAGCGUGCGGGCUACAUACGAUAGCAUCGAACUUUUCGCCAAGAUUGUCAAUGAAACCGUACAAGUUUCCCGCAGCAUUAAUUUCUGCAACGGGAGUCUUCUGGUCAAGAUGAUGUCCAAUCGUAACUUCGAUUUACAAACGGGAGAAACAUUUAUAAAGAUGGACAGCACUCGCAACCUGGAUUUAGAUAUUUAUGGAUACGAUCAAAUUGAUGGCAUUAUGAGGCCGCUAAUGUGGUACGAUUCUGUGGACGGGAUGCUAAAAAAUUAUUCAAGUUUUCGCAAAGACAAUGAAGGUCGUUUCACGUCACCGUUGAUAUUCCCUCCGCCAGAUGAACCGGAAUGUGGAUAUAGCGGGCUUUCGGGACCGUGUGCUGAAGAAAAACGUUAG